This is a messenger RNA of Olea europaea var. sylvestris, 955 nucleotides long. RefSeq lists its product as uncharacterized. NCBI's taxonomy places the organism in Eukaryota, Viridiplantae, Streptophyta, Magnoliopsida, Lamiales, Oleaceae. The transcript is spliced from 2 exons. The record is from RefSeq and is a predicted model, not a curated record. Bases 120 to 644 code for a protein of 174 amino acids. Gene Ontology annotation, molecular function: enzyme inhibitor activity.
GACUUUGGACUUGAGAGACCCCAUAGAGAGAAACAAGAGAGAGAGAUAGAAGAACGCAAUAAAGGAGCCCAUAAAAACGAAGUAAAAAAGACUCAUAAAUUAAAGAAAAAGGAAAAAAAAUGGCUCCUAAAAAGUUCAACUAUUUUUCAUUGUUUUUCUUAACCUUGGUUGCUCUUCUUAUUGCCCAGAGUACAACUGUAGAAGCAAGAAAAUUCAUUGGUGUCAACCAAUUUUGCACUACUGCCAGCCACAAGAAACUCUGCACAAAAAUGGUGAAUGGUGCUACAAACAUGCACGAUGCAACACAAAAUGCCAUUCUGGAAACCCUUGGUCUUGCUAAAAAAAUUCAAUCCAUGUCUCAUUUGAUCGAACCGGCUAUUGCAAAUUUGGAACCUGUAAGCCAGGAAUCAAUUCGGAGUACUUGUAAGGACAAUUUCGAUAACAUCGUUGAUGAUCUCGAGACAAGCCUGCAAGCCCUAAAAGACAAUGAUCAAGGCACGUUGUUGACAUAUUUGAGCGCAUCGGCCAGCACCGAUUGUGGGGAUGCACUUCAAGAAUUUAGUGUUGAUAACCCAUUGAGCAAAGUCACCGGGCAUUUGGCCAAAGAAGUAGACAAUUGCUUGGCAGUGGUGCAGCAAAUCUAAGUUCCUUGAUUUUCAAUUAAGGACCUCGAAAUGCUAAAUAGCUUGGUUGCUGAAUAGGGUUUGACAAAAUAAUGAACAAAUUUUAUUUUUUUUUUUGUUUUUUUCUUACUAUUAUCCUGUGCCGUCCAAUUCUCUCUGCGGAGCAUGUCAUAAAUAUAUAGUACUUUAUUCUAUAAUUUGUCUGCACACGUACAUUGUGUUUUUGAAUGCAGAAUUGAGCGUCUUGUUAAGGUAAAUUUGAAUGUUCAUUUAGGUGUUCCUCAUACAAAUAAUUAAUCAUAUGGAAUUCCCAUGUUUGUUGGAUGUAUAAA